Molecule: messenger RNA, 1212 nt
Organism: Uranotaenia lowii
Lineage: Eukaryota; Metazoa; Arthropoda; Insecta; Diptera; Culicidae
Product: protein FAM151B-like
Exons: 3
Coding region: 103-954 (283 amino acids)
Source: RefSeq, a predicted model, not a curated record
UUUAACAUAACGUAGUGUAACGCAGAAGCGUCAACGCAAUGAAUUUUUUCUGUUUGCAAGUGCAUUUUGAUUUGCCCAUUCAUCAAUACCUGUGAAAUCGUGAUGUUUCUAUAUACAUUACUCUAUCAUUCAUUGAUUAUUUGUUUGUUGCUGAACCACGAAUCUAUGGCACAGCGAUUUCUCACGGACAUUACUUGGGCUCACGCCGUUAAUAAUGCUACAUAUCUGAACGAUGUUCUGGAAGGAUCCGUGGAUUUUAUUGAAGCCGAUAUUUUGAUGGGACAUUUGGAAAAUGGAACAGAUUCUAUUCCCAUCAUGGCCCAUCCUCCACUCAAUCAGUCGGACUUGUCGCUUAGUGAUUUUUUAGUACGUGUUCAGGCGUAUAAUUUGCAGUCAAGAAAGAGUAAAGGAAUAAAAUUAGACUUCAAAUCUAUUGAAGCUUUAGAAAAAUCUGUGGAAAUCAUAAAGCAACACUACGAUAUAAAUACAUAUCAAACCUGGAUUAAUGCUGAUAUCAUACCGGGACCUGUUGACAGUGAAGUCAUUCCUGUUGACCCUUCGAGAUUUUUUUUGGCAGUAAAAGCACUGAAAUCUGUAGUGCUCUCUAUCGGUUGGACGACAAAAUGGGGUCAAGAUUAUCAGAUUGGUCAAUAUUCCAACAAAAAUGUUCAACAAAUGAUCGACGUACUAUUGGCAAAUGAGAUAGAUCGAGCUGGCACUACAUUGACUUUCCCUAUCAGAGCUGGCAUUGCCGCAUAUAGCUUCGAUCAGUUGUCCGCCUUGCAUCAAGAGCUCGACCCGACCAAUAAUGUAACAUUUACAAUAUGGUCUAGCGCUGAAGAUGCAGUAGAUGUAAAGAAACUAAGAGAACUCAUGUUUGGUAUUGGUUUAGACAAAAUUUAUCUAGAUGUUCCUGAAAAUCUGAAAAAGGAACUAAAUUUAACAAAUGAGUAAAACAAAUAAUCAAAUGUAGACUUUAAAAAAUAAAUCAUAGCAAGAUCUUAUUUUCGAAAAAAAUUUGCAGAUGUUAAUAAAAAAAACUUCCAAACAUUAAAAAUGGCUUUUAUCAGUGUAAGCAGACGAAUAUACGAAAAAGUUUUCAUGUAGUCCCAACAUAGUCUUUGCACUACUAGAGUAGGAAUGAAAAAUCAGUUAACAAACUAAUUUUACGGAGAACAGGUCGGUACGAAAUGAGGCGUGAGAUUUGGAAAU